AUGCAAAACUGUGUGAUACAUAACACCCUCCUCAAGCUGCAAAACGCAGCACUCAUUAUUGACAAUGCUCUCUGCAAAGAGUGUGCUAGCCACCCACCAAGGGACAAUAAGCCUAGCAAACCAUCCAACCCUGCAAGGGGGACAAGUACUGGUCAGUCAAUCACUGGUUCAAGGAAACUCUCCAACAACCCCAACUAUAUGUUGGAGGAAGAACAAAACCACCGCCACACUGCUGGCACCUGCAUCAAAUGCAGCAGAAUGGGCCACAAAUUUGCAGAAUGCCAAGCGGGCUGGAAGGGUACCCCCAUUGACAAUGGGGUAAAAAAGGAAGCUGCAAAACUGGCAAAGAGUCUGGACCCAUCCUGGGAAAAGACUAAGGAGCAUGUGGCUAUUGCUGAAGAAGAGGAAGCCAACAAAAAACUGCUUGAAGGAGUACCCUCCAAAUACCAUCAAUACACCAAGGUAUUUGGAGAAGAAGAAUUCAACAAGCUUCCCCCACACCAGCACUACAAUAUUGGGAUAGAACUUACAGAAGAAGGACCACUCAACUUGCCCCUGUACAGUAUGACAGAUGCUGAAUCCGCCACACUCAAGGAUUGGCUCAGGGACAAAUUGAAAGCUGGGAAAAUCCACCCCAGCAAGUCCUCCAUUAGCUCCCUGGUCAUCCAAACAAAGAAAAAUGUAUAUCCAUUGCCCCAUCCCAACAACCUUAUGGCCCAACUCUGUGGUGCCAAAGUAUUUACCAAACUGGACUUGAGAUGGGGUUACAACAAUGUUUGGGUUAAAGAAGGUGACAAAUGGAAAACUGCCUUCCAAACCAAGUAUGGCCUAUACAAAUCCCUGGUUAUGACCUUUGGCUUGACAAAUGCCCCAGCUGCAUUUCAAGAUUUUAUGAACAAAUUGUUUAAGGACUUAUUGGAUUGCAUCAUCAUUUACCUUGAUGACAUCCUUAUAUACUCAAAGGAUGACGCAUCCCAUACGCAACAUGUUCAUGAAGUCCUGCAGCAACUUAUGGAGAACCAACUAUUCUGCAAGGCCUCAAAAUGUACCUUCCAUGUCACAUUGGUGGAAUACUUGGGAAUAAUUGUGUUGGACAAGGGUUUCAGCCUGGAUAAACUAAAGAUCCAGGCUGUCCAAGAAUGGCCUGCACCAACCAAGGUCAGGGAGGUCCAAUCCUUUCUAGGGUUUGCCAACUUUCUGCAUUGGUUUGUUGCCAAUUUCAGCCACAUGGCCAGGCUGCUACAUAACCUAGUCAAGAAAGACGUCACAUGGAAAUGGCAUACAAAGGGGCAAGAGGCAUUCCAAAGGAUUAAGGACACCAUUACCAAUGCACUGGUCCUAGCCCAUGCCAAUCCUGCUAAACCUUACUUCCUGGAAACGGAUGCAUCUGGAGUGGCUCUAGGCUCCAUACUGAGCCAAUGCCAGGAAGACAGUUGCCUACACCCUCUAGGAUUCCUGUCAGAAUCAUUCAAAGGCGCAGAACAGAAUUACAACAUGCAUGACAAGGAACUCCUUGCCAUUAUCUGCUCUUUUGAAUACUGGCACAUAUUUUUGGAAGGCACUAUGCAUCUUUUGUAG
Messenger RNA from Rhizoctonia solani, 1578 nucleotides. RefSeq names its product Retrotransposable element Tf2 protein. The transcript has 4 exons. The record is from RefSeq and is a predicted model, not a curated record. The coding region runs from base 1 to 1578 and encodes 525 amino acids. NCBI's taxonomy places the organism in Eukaryota, Fungi, Basidiomycota, Agaricomycetes, Cantharellales, Ceratobasidiaceae.